Molecule: messenger RNA, 1059 nt
Organism: Leishmania mexicana MHOM/GT/2001/U1103
Lineage: Eukaryota; Euglenozoa; Kinetoplastea; Trypanosomatida; Trypanosomatidae
Product: putative NADP-dependent alcohol dehydrogenase
Exons: 1
Coding region: 1-1059 (352 amino acids)
Molecular function (GO): zinc ion binding; oxidoreductase activity, acting on the CH-OH group of donors, NAD or NADP as acceptor
Source: RefSeq, a predicted model, not a curated record
AUGCCGUCUAAAGCGUACGGAUGGGCUGCCCUCGCCGCCAAGGCGAAGCUGGUGCCCUUCACCUUCCAGCGCCGUGACGUCGGCCCUGACGAUGUGGAGAUCAAGAUAGCGUACUGCGGUGUGUGCCACAGCGACGUGCAUCAGGCCCGCGAUGAAUGGGACGGCUCUAUGUUCCCGAUGGUGCCUGGCCACGAGAUUGUUGGUCACGUGACGAAGGUGGGCUCAAAAGUAACCAAGUACAAGGCCGGCGACAGGGUUGGCGUGGGUUGCAUGGUGGACUCGUGCAUGAAGUGCCGCCAGUGCGAGCGCGGCCUGGAGCAGUAUUGCGUGAACGGCGCGUCGUUCACCUACAACAGCGUGGAGCAGGACAAGAAGACGCCGACCUUCGGAGGCUACUCCGACCACGUGGUGGUGUGCGAGCAUUUUGUUGUGUGCAUCCCGGAUAACCUCGACCUGUGCGCCGCGGCGCCGCUUCUCUGCGCUGGUGUCACGACGUACUCGCCACUGCGGUACUGGGGAGUGACGAAGGGCACCCGCGUGGGUGUGGUGGGACUGGGCGGUCUGGGUCACAUGACCGUGAAGCUGGCGAACGCGAUGGGUGCGGAAGUGACGGUGUUCACGCGCUCCUCGAACAAAGCUGAGGAGGCGAAAAGUCUCGGUGCGCACCACGUCGUCAACACGAACAACGAGCAGGAAAUGAAGUCGAUUCAGGGAACACUCGACGUGAUUGUGGACACGGUGGGCAUGAGCCACGACUUGCGCCCCUACAUGAUGACGCUGGACAUCGACGGCAAGCUUGCCCUGGUCGGCAUGCCAGAGCACGCGCACCCGCCGCUGGACCCCCGGCGCAUUAUCGCUUCGCGCCAGUGCGUUGGCGGGUCGAACAUUGCCGGCAUGCCUGAGACGCAAGAGCUGCUCAACUUCUGCGGUGAGCACAACAUCACCGCGACGGUGGAGAAGAUCAACAUCGAUUACAUCAACGAGGCCUACGAGCGUAUGAUGGCGAGCGAUGUGCGCUACCGCUUCGUUAUUGACAUGGCGUCUCUGCAAAAGGAGUAG